GUACUCAUCUGCUCUUUUGCUCCUCAUCAUGCUGGAUUUUUUUUUUUUGCUUUUUUUUUAAUUCACACCCGAAUUCGCGCAAACGUCUGGUCAGAGCGAAGGAAAUCAGCAUAUAGAAAAUAAGACCUGAGAAAAACAACCCCAAAAUAAAAACAAAACUUUUUUUUUAAACAACAGAAGUUCCAGAAGACCAGAAAAAUGCCCCGGUCUUUCUUGGUGAAGACUAAAAGGGCAUACAGUUACCACCAACCUCGACUGUUACAAGACGGCUUCAGCAUACUGGAUUCUUUUCUGGCGCAAAUUUGCAUAGAGGCCGAACACGUUCCACCAGACGUCGACAUGAGACCGGGUCAUUUCGGCCUCCCUUCGCGGCAGUCCCAGCCGAGCAGCCGCUCCGGUGUUCGCGCCCUUUCAACGGAGUGCGAGGAUUUCUGGAGGCCGAUGUCUGCAUCACCCGCUGACAGUGAGAAGUCUUUGUCCCCUCUGGUAGACAACACUCAGUCCUUCAAUGUGCCCUUUUGGAACCCUUGCAUGGACAAAUCUGUGAGCAUGGCGCGUCCACCACUGGUGCAGCAGCAGUAUCUCUUGAAGACAAGCCUAGCAAACAGGACUUUUUACUGUUCACCAGUAAUAGAGCCACAAAGCAGAAGUCACCACCUGUUCUCCGUCGAACACCGGCUGCUGAAGAAGACGGAGGAGGUGGUGGUGUGCGGAGGCGAUGACGAGCGAUGCAGAAGGACACAGUGUUGCACCGAUGCUACUGCUCUGCUGUUUCGUGACGGGGGCCGGCCUCAAACACCCAGACUCCAGGCCUCCACUCGUCUGCUGUCUCCCAGCCUUGUCCUGAGUGUCACAUACAAAUGCAUCAAAUGUAGCAAGGUGUUUUCCACUCCUCACGGUUUGGAGGUUCAUGUCCGCAGGGCCCACAGUGGGACCAGACCCUUCGCAUGUGAAAUAUGUGGCAAAACCUUUGGUCACGGAGCCAGUCUAGAGCAACACAAAGCUGUGCACUCUCAGGACAGAAGUUUUGGCUGCAAAAUCUGUGGCAAAAAUUUCAAGAGGUCAUCGACUCUUUCAACCCACCUAUUAAUCCACACCGACACGCGACCAUACCCUUGUCAGUUCUGCGGCAAGAGGUUUCAUCAAAAAUCUGAUAUGAAGAAGCACACUUUCAUUCACACAGGUGAAAAACCUCACAAAUGUAAGGUGUGCGGCAAGGCCUUCAGUCAGAGCUCUAACCUCAUCACACACAGCAGGAAACACACCGGCUACAAGCCGUUUGGAUGUGACCUUUGCAGUAAAGGAUUUCAAAGGAAGGUGGAUCUGAGGAGACACAAGGAGACACAGCACGGACUCAAAUAAAACAUAAAGAUGCAACCAAUCCAUCCGAGGUGAUGUAAGGACACAGAAGGAGUAUGGAGAAAAACAAAACAAAAAUAAGACCGAACUGUAAAUAACUUGAUAUAAUUGUCAAUGUGCAUCGAGUUUGUGUGCAGAGUAGGGGUCCAUUUCCCUGAAUAUAUUUGUGGACACAAGUGACGUAAAGUAACAAUUUGAUAAAGUCCACGAUUCCUGUUGUGAGUCACAACAUAACCGACUGAAUAAAGGUGGCUCCGCUUCA
Cynoglossus semilaevis (tongue sole) is the source of this 1621-nucleotide messenger RNA. RefSeq names its product zinc finger protein Gfi-1-like. The transcript has 6 exons. The coding region runs from base 199 to 1362 and encodes 387 amino acids. The record is from RefSeq and is a predicted model, not a curated record. Gene Ontology annotation, molecular function: DNA-binding transcription factor activity, RNA polymerase II-specific; RNA polymerase II cis-regulatory region sequence-specific DNA binding. NCBI's taxonomy places the organism in Eukaryota, Metazoa, Chordata, Actinopteri, Pleuronectiformes, Cynoglossidae. Gene Ontology annotation, biological process: regulation of transcription by RNA polymerase II.